Messenger RNA from Plodia interpunctella (Indianmeal moth), 3167 nucleotides. RefSeq lists its product as uncharacterized. Bases 249 to 3026 code for a protein of 925 amino acids. The transcript has 5 exons. The record is from RefSeq and is a predicted model, not a curated record. NCBI's taxonomy places the organism in Eukaryota, Metazoa, Arthropoda, Insecta, Lepidoptera, Pyralidae.
UUUAGUGAUUUUAAUCUUCGGACGUCGAAUGGACAAUGGUAAAGAUGAUCGGUCAAAAUCAUUUAAUGAGUGAACUAAUGAUGCAAGAUCGUCGUGUUACAUAACAAGAGACAGAGGCGUCCUCAGCUUGCAGAACACAUGUACCUAUAUUUGUUUAGAGUGGUGAAUUUGUCAAGCAUUGUGUUGUUCCAGUAUAUAAACUGUAGGAUUUUGUAUGAGUUACGUUACAUCUGGAUAUCCACUGCAACAUGAAGCUGACAAUUGCUUUGGUACUCCUCACGGCGUUGGUAGCCUGCCAGGCUGCCCCAAAACCCGGAGGCCAGGACAUCCUGCUGAGCUCCGUCAGCUCUAGUUCCAGCUCAAGCUCCAGCUCAAGCUCAAGCGAAGAAAGCUCAUCUUCCUCGUCCAUCUCCCAAAGCAGUUCCAAUAAUGGCCUAGUCGAGGAAUCUAGCCAAAGCUCAUCUAGCAGUUCAAGCUCAGAUGCCGCAUCAAGCAACCAAUCUAGCGAAAGCUCUAUAAUAAUUGCUUCUGGUGGAGUAGUCAGUAGUUCAUCUAACAGCGGCUCAUCUAGUAACAGUGGAUCGUCUAGCAGCGGAUCAUCUAGCAGCGGCUCAUCUAGCAACAGUGGAUCAUCUAGCAGCGGUUCAUCUAGCAAUAGUGGAUCAUCUAGCAACAAUGGAUCAUCUAGCAGUGGUUCAUCUAGCAACAGUGGAUCAUCUAGCAACAGUGGAUCAUCUAGCAACAGUGGAUCAUCUAGCAACAGCGGUUCAUCUAGCAACAGUGGAUCAUCUAGUAACAGUGGAUCAUCUAGUAACAGUGGAUCAUCUAACAGCGGUUCAUCUGGCAGCAGUGGAUCAUCUAGCAACAGCGGAUCAUCUAGCAACAAUGGAUCAUCUAGCAGCGGUUCAUCUAGCAACAGUGGAUCAUCUAGUAACAGUGGAUCAUCUAACAACGGUUCAUCUGGCAGCAGUGGAUCUUCUAGUGGAUCAUCUAGCAACAGUGGAUCAUCUAGCAGCGGUUCAUCUAGCAACAGCGGAUCAUCUAGCAACAAUGGAUCAUCUAGCAGCGGUUCAUCUAGCAACAGUGGAUCAUCUAGUAACAGUGGAUCAUCUAACAGCGGUUCAUCUGGCAGCAGUGGAUCAUCUAGCAACAGUGGAUCAUCUAGCAACAGUGGAUCAUCUAGCAACAGUGGAUCAUCUAGCAACAGUGGAUCAUCUAGCAACAGUGGAUCAUCUAGCAACAGUGGAUCAUCUAGCAACAGUGGAUCAUCUAGCAACAAUGGAUCAUCUAGUAACAGUGGAUCAUCUAACAGCGGUUCAUCUGGCAGCAGUGGAUCAUCUAGCAACAGCGGAUCAUCUAGCAACAAUGGAUCAUCUAGCAGCGGUUCAUCUAGCAACAGUGGAUCAUCUAACAGCGGUUCAUCUGGCAGCAGUGGAUCAUCUAGCAACAGUGGAUCAUCUAGUAACAGUGGAUCGUCUAGCAGCGGUUCAUCUGGCAGCAGUGGAUCAUCUAGCAACAGUGGAUCAUCUAGCAACAGCGGCUCAUCUAGUAACAGUGGAUCGUCUAGCAGCGGUUCAUCUGGCAGCAGCGGUUCAUCUGGCAGCAGUGGAUCAUCUGGCAGCGGUUCAUCUAGCAACAGCGGCUCAUCUAGUAACAGUGGAUCGUCUAGCAGCGGUUCAUCUGGCAGCAGUGGAUCAUCUAGCAGCGGUUCAUCUAGCAACAGCGGCUCAUCUAGUAACAGUGGAUCGUCUAGCAGCGGUUCAUCUGGCAGCAGUGGAUCAUCUAGCAACAAUGGAUCAUCUAGCAGCGGUUCAUCUAGCAACAGCGGCUCAUCUAGUAACAGUGGAUCGUCUAGCAGCGGUUCAUCUGGCAGCAGUGGAUCAUCUAGCAACAGUGGAUCAUCUAGCAACAAUGGAUCAUCUAGCAGCGGUUCAUCUAGCAACAGCGGCUCAUCUAGUAACAGUGGAUCGUCUAGCAACAGCGGCUCAUCUAGUAACAGUGGAUCGUCUAGCAGCGGUUCAUCUGGCAGCAGUGGAUCAUCUAGCAAUAAUGGAUCAUCUAGCAGCGGUUCAUCUAGCAACAGCGGCUCAUCUAGUAACAGUGGAUCGUCUAGCAGCGGUUCAUCUGGCAGCAGUGGAUCAUCUAGCAACAAUGGAUCAUCUAGCAGCGGUUCAUCUAGCAACAGCGGCUCAUCUAGUAACAGUGGAUCGUCUAGCAGCGGUUCAUCUGGCAGCAGCGGUUCAUCUGGCAGCAGUGGAUCAUCUAGCAACAGUGGAUCAUCUAGCAACAGUGGAUCAUCUAGCAACAGUGGAUCAUCUAGUAACAGUGGAUCGUCUAGCAGCGGUUCAUCUGGCAGCAGCGGUUCAUCUGGCAGCAGUGGAUCAUCUAGCAACAGCGGAUCAUCUAGCAACAGUGGAUCUUCUAGCAACAGUGGAUCAUCUAACAGCGGUUCAUCUGGCAGCAGUGGAUCAUCUAGCAACAGCGGAUCAUCUAGCAACAGCGGCUCAUCUAGUAACAGUGGAUCGUCUAGCAGCGGUUCAUCUGGCAGCAGCGGUUCAUCUGGCAGCAGUGGAUCAUCUGGCAGCAGUGGAUCAUCUAGCAACAGUGGAUCAUCUAGCAACAGUGGUUCAUCUAGCAACAGCGGCUCAUCUAGUAACAGUGGAUCGUCUAGCAGCGGUUCAUCUGGCAGCAGUGGAUCAUCUAGCAGCGGUUCAUCUAGCAACAGUGGAUCGUCUAGCAACAGCGGUUCAUCUAGCAACAACAACAAUGGCAGUAGUGCAAACGGCGGUUCCAACUCUGGUAGUAGCAGUGGAAGUUCUGGAUCCAGUAGCUCCAGCCAGAGCACCUCAUCAGAAAGCAGCGCAGCCAGCAGCUCAAGUCAGGCUAGUCAAUCAAGUCAAGCCGUUGCGAGCACACAAAGUUCGAUAUCUUCAUCUUCACAGAGCUCCUCAUCAUCAAGCUCGAGCAGCUCGAGCAGCUCGAGUAGCUCGAGUUCUGAAGAUGUAACUGUAACCACCAAUGUCUAGACCCAGAUCUCUCGAUCGAUAAACGGCAAUUGAAUAUGAAUUUAGUUUGUAGCUUUGUUGGAGAACUCGACUUCAAUAAUCAUUGUUAAAAUACUAAAAUAUAUUGCUUUCGAGCACUGAAUACAUUUUACGAGCAUUUAA